This is a messenger RNA of Arachis duranensis, 2053 nucleotides long. RefSeq names its product senescence-associated carboxylesterase 101. Gene Ontology annotation, molecular function: carboxylic ester hydrolase activity. Gene Ontology annotation, biological process: defense response; lipid metabolic process. The transcript has 4 exons. The record is from RefSeq and is a predicted model, not a curated record. The coding region runs from base 151 to 1914 and encodes 587 amino acids. NCBI's taxonomy places the organism in Eukaryota, Viridiplantae, Streptophyta, Magnoliopsida, Fabales, Fabaceae.
CUUAACAAUAAUGAAUAAUGGCAUCAUCUACCAUGUCUUCUUCCUCUUUCCUUCUAAGAAAUUCUCAUGGCAGAAACCCUUUUCCCUAUAUAAUUCUAAUCUACCACCAACACCAACCACAUACCACCUUCUCAUUACAAAAUCUUCAUCAUGAUCCAAUUCAAUGAAUUCAGCAGUGGAAUUGAGCUUGCAUCUUAUGUCACAAGCUCUGGUCUUCUCUGCAGAACAUGGAACACCAUAUCAUCUUCAAGCAUAGCUUCAAACAAGGGAGAGAGGCUUUCUUGGAAAGUUCACAAAGAAGAAGAUGCUGAUUUGAAAAUCAUAGUGUUCGAGACAACAUCACAAGUUAAACUUGCUUUGGUUUCGUCUUUAGAGCUCAAGAACAAAAAUUUCCUUCAUUUUGAAUUUCUAUGUACCAGAAAGAAUCCAGAGUUCCAGCUUAACAAGGAUGCAUACCACCUGUUCUACGAAAAUCUUCAGAGUCUUGAUGAGUUGAAAUCUCAUGUUACAAGCUCCACUCGAUUGAUUGUUACUGGACAAGGUCUUGGUGGAUCAGUUGCCAUUCUCUUUACCCUGUCACUGUUAGACAUAUUUACUACAGGAAAGAACCGCCCGCUAUGCAUCACUUUCGGUUCGCCUCUUAUUGGCGACAUGAACUUGCAAAAGGCCAUGUCGCGUAGCACUACCUGGAAUUCUUGUUUUCUACAAGUUGUGUCUCACAAAGACCCUCUUCCGAGGCUGUUUGUCGGUCCUCAUGCUACUCAAUACAUGCCUUUCGGAACAUUUCUCUUUUGUUCGGAUGAAAGUUCUACUUGUUUUGAAAACCCUGAGUCCAUUUUGGAAGUUCUCAAGGCAAUGGCCUCAAUUCAGGGUGAAAACCAAGGAUUUCAGUCUUCUGAGUAUGGAAAUAUAGUGGAGAAGCUAUAUCAAAAAUCAAUUUACAAGGACCUAUUGGCACGCGGUGUAGACAUGACCGGUUGUAGUACGCUACAAGCGAGUAUCAUUUUGCAGUUAUCUGCACUAGGACUCACUCCACAGAUGCAGCAGCAGAAACAAUAUAACAUUGAUAUCAAUAACUUGGUGAGAACUAUAGAGAUAUUGGAAAAGAAAUACAAUCAUCAGAAGAGGACAAUAUUUGACCCUACCAAGAAAUUGAAUGUAAUGAAGGUAGACAUGGUCCAACUUGAAUGGUACAAGAAGGAUUCUAGAAACCAAAAUAUAGGGUACUACGACCGCUACAAGAACAUGCUCUCAACGAAUAAGUUCUCAACAAGUGACCAAGAUGUGGUUAAUUUCCACAAAAACCUCACAAAUUACUGGGAAAAGAUGGUUGAAACUGCAGAGCUGAAGCCCCAGAAAGAAGGUGCAGCAUUUCGCACGCGUUGGCUCUUCGCCGGGACUAAUUAUAGGAGAAUGGUCGAGCCCCUUGAGAUUGCCAACUACUAUUAUUCAAAUGAGGGCUACAAAAAAUUUCCGAAAAGCUAUUUUGAAACAAGGUCUAAACAUUAUAAGCAGCUAGAAGAGUGGCUAAAAGAAGGAACAGCAGCAGCAAGCAAUUCCAACAGCACAGGCACAAGGAAUGUGGAAUCCAUUUUAACCUUUGAUUCUUGCUUUUGGGCCCAUGUGGAAGAGGCAUUCAUUUCAUGCAAGGUGGUCAAAGAUGUAAAAGUUGAUGUCCAACUGAAGGAAAAGGCAAAGAAGAAGUUGCUUGAAUUUGAGGACUAUGUUUAUGGUUUGCUCAAGAAUUAUGAAGUGUCAUCAGAUAUUUUCUUGAGGGACAGUAGUUACAUGACUUGGUGGAAUGAGUAUGAGAAAAUUGAUGGAGCAGUUUCUCAUUCAAAACUAGGAAGGUUCAUGAGCAAUGCUAAUAAUUAUAAUGUGAAGUAUGUCAAGGGAACUUAUAAUUUCAACUGAAGUAUGUCUCUCUAAUUAAGGCAUUUGGUUAAUUAGUCAUUAGUGUGAUUGAAAGAAAGUGAGAAUUGGGUGUUCCAAUAAAUGUAUUGUAAAAAACUCAAAAUGUUUAUUUUAUUAUUGCAAAAUUUCUAUUCGAGAA